AUGCAGCCACGGCCACCACCUACGACAGCCCAGCUUGCUUUGCAGCCACAUCUUCCAUCGCUCCAUGGCAGCCAAUCUUUACAUGCUUUGGCGCAGGCCAUGCAAAACCACCCAGAAGAUGCUGAAAAGCAGCUAUUCGGCGUGAUCAGCUUCGCUGCUGUUUGCAGUGGUGCUGAUUUGGAGUGCAAAGGCCGAGCAAUGGAUGCAGGGGCUUUUGAGGCGUUGCUUCAUGCUUUGCGCUACCAUAGUCAUGUCCCCUCCAUGCAAGAAUGGGCUGCUGCGGACGCUGGUGUUUGUGAGGCUUUUGUCCAAGCAAUGCGCUUGCACGCCAAUGACAAUGAAGUGCAAAAUGCUGCAGCAAUUGGUCUUCGUGCAAACUGUCGUGGUCCAACUUCCAAGCCACUACCGCCCAAGGUAGCCAACAAAACAACCAAGUUGGCAUUGGGUCAUGGUGCCGUGGAUGCCCUUGUGGAAGCCGAAGACUUCGACGUGCUAUACAAUUGCACUCUUGCGCUUGGCAGUAUUGUUAGAUUCAGAGCGCAGGAAUGCCGCAAGCAUGCGGGUGAGAUCGUCCAGGUCAUGUUACGCGCAUUGAAGAGCCCUCGUCAAGAUUUCAGGGUGACAUUUGUGGCCAAGAUGUGUCUCAAAGAUGUUCCAGGUGCUUUGUGCAGCCUCGUGGAAACCAUGAAUUCUGCCCCUGCCGAUGUCGAUGUGCAACAUUGGAGCUCGUGGUGGUUGGCAGAGGUAUUUUCUGCGGAUAUCACUGGUCCCCUCAUUGUCGACUAUCCAACUACCUGUGUUUUGCAUGCCUUGGUUUGUGCUAUGCAAAAGCACCCCACUCACGUGCAGACUCAUGCAGCUGUUGCACUAGGCGCCAUUUGUGCAGGGUGGGACUCAGAUGCACUCGAGCGCCAGAGGAACGCUGUGGAUGCUGGUGCUUUGCAAGUUGUAGUCCAGGCCAUGAGAAACCAUUCAUAUGAUGCAAAGGUGCAGGCUGCCAGCGCCCGCUGCUUUACGAGGAUUUCUAUUGCUCACGCCUCUGGAACGGCUGACGUCUUGCAGAUGUGGAAGACGUCACAGUUGAGGCCAGAUCUGUUGUUACCAGAGAAGGGCAUGCGCAGAAUCACUGGACAAAGUGGCAUUGAACUGGUCAACUUGUGCAAAAGGUUCCAGAGACUUCGCCCUCAUGUCAGCAGGUGGAAGACGUCACAGUUGAGGCCAGAUCUGUUGUUACCAGAGAAGGGCAUGCGCAGAAUCACUGGACAAAGUGGCAUUGAACUGGUCAACUUGUGCAAAAGGUUCCAGAGACUUCGCCCUCAUGUCAGCAGGUGGAAGACGUCACAGUUGAGGUUCCAGAGACUUCGCCCUCAUGUCAGCAGGUGGAACGACUUGCAAAAGAUGAAGCAAUCCAAGAGGUGGAAGACGUCACAGUUGAGGUUCCAGAGACUUCGCCCUCAUGUCAGCUACAGGACUACCACGGCUCUCUUGCCUUAUGGAUGGUUGGAUACAUCCGAGACCAAGGCAUGCCGAACGCUGGUGGGUGAAUGA
Molecule: messenger RNA, 1548 nt
Organism: Cladocopium goreaui
Lineage: Eukaryota; Dinophyceae; Suessiales; Symbiodiniaceae
Source: the annotation of a GenBank genome assembly